Molecule: messenger RNA, 882 nt
Organism: Triticum dicoccoides
Lineage: Eukaryota; Viridiplantae; Streptophyta; Magnoliopsida; Poales; Poaceae
Product: agamous-like MADS-box protein MADS4
Exons: 1
Coding region: 1-882 (293 amino acids)
Molecular function (GO): protein dimerization activity; DNA binding
Source: RefSeq, a predicted model, not a curated record
AUGGCCCGCAAGAAGGUGCCCCUCCGGUACAUUGGCAACUCAACACGCCGCCGUACUUAUGAGACGCGCCGCAACAACCUGAUGAAGAAGGCGGACGAGUUGGGCAUCUUGUGCAACACCAAGAUCUGCAUGCUAGUGUAUGAUGAGGGCACCGCGGCGCCGGACGUUUACCCAUCCCACAUGGAGGCGAUGGCUAUCCUGAAUAGGUACAAGAACAUGCCCGACAUGGCGCGGUUCAAGAAGGUGGUGACCCAGGAAGAGUUCCUCACCAAGCAAGUCGCCAAGCUCCAGCAUGAGGCUAACAAGCUCUGGCGCGAGCGUGAGGACCGUGAUACCAGGAUCCUUCUUCACAAGGCCAUGCUCAGUGCCAACCUGAAUGUUGAGGAGGUUGCCAGGGUUGGCUAUAAGUUGCAGGAGAUCCGCAAGAGCCUCGCCGACCGCAUCGCUAAUACCAGCGGGCAGCCGCCAUUCUUCCAGCCCCAAGCGCCAUACGUCACCGGUGGUGUCAACAUGGGUCCUCCAUCACUGGACCAGGUGCCGCCACAGCAAGAGGGCUGGCAGCCAGAGGUCUUCCAGGCCCAGGCACCACAGGUCACGAGCAACGCCGACAAGGGGUAUCUGCCGCCCCAGGCACCAUAUGUCACUGGCAACGUUGACAUGGGGCCUCUGCAAAUGUAUCAUGUGCCGCCACAGCAACACGAUUGGCAGCCACCAACAUUCCAGCCCCAAGCACCAUAUGUCCCUAGUAGCGUUGACAUGGGGCCUCCGCCGAUGUAUCAGGAGCCGCGGCAGCAGGAGGAGGGCUGGCAGACACCGGUCUUCCAUCCCCAGGUGCCAUACGUCAUUGGCAGCAUCAACAGAGGGCCUUCGUCGAUGUACUAG